AUGGUGGAUCCGAAUCGUAAAAUCAAUCUUCUAGCCAAAGAUAGUCCCCUUCUGGAAGAUUGCGAAAAGGAAUUCGCCCGUCGCUUCACCGACGACGACCGGGAAUUUAUGGCACACUGUCGGAAUCCGGUGCCAGAUCCCCCUCUGAUAGAUAACUGGGCAGGAGGAGGUAGUGGCGGUAGCAGCGGCGGCGGUGCUGUUGGAAGUGCAGGUGGUGGACAUGACACGUAUAAUAAUCGUUUCCAGCGUCGAAGUGGUGGUCACAAUCGAGGGUGGCAAAGACGCGUGGGCGGCGGCGGUGGUGGCGGCGGCUAUCACAAUAGUUAUAAUAACCACAAUAAUGAUAGACCAUAUCACAGAGAUCGUCGCAAUAGAGAUGAGUCGCGCCGGGAAAGGAGUGGAGGGCGGGAAAGAACUGGAGAAAGGGAAAGAACUGGAGAGCGUACAUAUGAUCAUCGUUCGAGGCAUAGUUACGGGCCAGAUAGUGGUAGUGGUGGCGGCGGGAGUGGCGACCGAGGUGGUAACACCAGCCGAAGUGGCGGCAGCUCCAGCAAUGGACCAAUGCGGGUUCGUCGGGAUUAUGGAAAUUUUGUGCCUGCAUCUAAGGAUUAGUUGUUAAUUUUAAAUUCUAGUUACCUUGAGAAAUAUGCAAUUCAAAACAAAGUAAUAAGAUGAUUGAUUUUA
Molecule: messenger RNA, 684 nt
Organism: Drosophila willistoni
Lineage: Eukaryota; Metazoa; Arthropoda; Insecta; Diptera; Drosophilidae
Product: RNA-binding protein cabeza
Exons: 2
Coding region: 1-612 (203 amino acids)
Biological process (GO): RNA 5'-cap (guanine-N7)-methylation
Molecular function (GO): RNA binding
Source: RefSeq, a predicted model, not a curated record